Molecule: messenger RNA, 1137 nt
Organism: Triticum turgidum subsp. durum (durum wheat)
Lineage: Eukaryota; Viridiplantae; Streptophyta; Magnoliopsida; Poales; Poaceae
Source: the annotation of a GenBank genome assembly
AUGCUAGCUAACUUUCGUUUGUUUGUUUGCAAAUUAAUCGAGCAGAGCCCCGACGGGGACAUCAUAGACUGCGUGCACAUCUCGCACCAGCCGGCCUUCGACCACCCGUUCCUCAAGAACCACACCAUCCAGAUGAGGCCGAGCUAUCACCCGGAGGGCCUGUACGACGAGUCCAAGGCCAAUGUGGCGUCCUCCGGCGACGGCGAGAGGCCGAUGGUUCAGCUCUGGCACCGGAACGGCAGGUGCGCACCGGGCACCGUCCCGGUUCGGAGGACCAAGAAGGACGACUUGAUGCGCGCGACCUCGAUGCGGCGCUACGGCAGGAAGCACAAGCCCACGGUGGCGAACCCGAUGUCGGUCGAUCUCGCCAUGCUCAACGAGGGCGGCCAUCAACACGCGAUAUCGUACGUUCAGGGCGAGAAGUACUACGGCGCCAAGGCGACGAUCAACGUGUGGGAGCCCAAGAUCGAGCAGCCCAACGAGUUCAGCCUCUCCCAGCUGUGGAUCUUGGGGGGCUCCUUCGGCGAGGACCUCAACAGCAUCGAGGCUGGCUGGCAGGUUAGCCCGGACCUCUAUGGGGACAACAACACAAGACUGUUCACCUACUGGACUAGUGAUGCGUACCAGGCAACCGGGUGCUACAACAUGCUGUGCUCAGGGUUCGUCCAGAUCAACAACGAGGUGGCCAUGGGGGCCAGCAUCUUCCCCCUCUCGGGCUACUCCGGCUCGCAGUAUGACAUCAGUAUACUCAUCUGGAAGGAUCCGAAGGAGGGUCACUGGUGGAUGCAGUUUGGCAAGGAGUACGUGCUGGGUUACUGGCCGUCGUUCCUGUUCUCGUACCUGGCGGACAGCGCGUCGAUGAUCGAGUGGGGCGGGGAGGUGGUGAACUCGCAGGCGGAGGGGGUGCACACGUCGACGCAGAUGGGCAGCGGGCACUUCCCGGAGGAAGGGUUCGGCAAGGCGAGCUACUUCAAGAACAUCCAGGUGGUGGACAGCACCAACAACCUCAAGGCGCCGCAUGGAAUGGGCACCUUCACGGAGCAGUCCAACUGCUACGACGUGCAGAACGGCAACAACGCCGACUGGGGCUCCUACUUCUACUACGGCGGCCCCGGCCGGAGCGCCAACUGCCAGUGA